UAUAUACACACACUGUAAUAUAUUCCCCCGAAAAACGACGCCACGCACCUCCAACGACACCCUUUCUUUUUCUCUCCCUCGGAAAGCAAAAAAUAAAAAUCACAACUUGUGAAGCAAUCCGUCUUCUUCUUUCUCUGUACAAAUCUCUGUUCUUUUUCAAAGACUCGAUUUUUUUGCAAAAACCCGAAACCUUAAAUUCGCAAUCUUGAAUCACAAUUGAUUAACAGAAACGGCAUAAAGAAAAAGAUGGGUUGUACCCAAUCAAAGAUCGAGAACGAAGAAGCAGUUUCGAGAUGCAAAGAGCGCAAACAAUUCAUGAAAGAAGCUGUGUCUGCCCGGAAUGCUUUUGCCGCCGCACACUCCGCCUACUCUAUUUCCUUGAAGAACACCGGCGCUGCCCUCAGUGACUACACACAAGGUGAAAUCGCUCACCGCCCUUCUUCUCCCUCCUCUGCCGCUGCCGCCGCCUCCGUCGCAGCUGCAACUUCUUCUUCCGUCGCGCCACUCCCUCCCCCGCCACCCCCUCUUCCGACCUUUCAGACUACGCCGCCGUUGCAGCGUGCGGCGAGCAUGCCGGAGAUGAAGAUCCAGAAGCCGCCAGAGGCGAAGUCGGUGGGUCCUACUAUAUUGGAGGAGGAAGAACUAGAGUUUGAAGCUCAAGAUAAUGAGAAAUUGACGAGAAAGAGAAGUAGUAGUAAUAGAGGGGCAACUGGGGUGGUCCCACAACCGCCACAACCACAGCCACAACAGCAUCAGUGGAAGGAGGAGGUUAUGAGGGCCCCAAUGAAUCAAGGAUCAUAUUGGGGUGAUUACAUUUUUGCCCCUGCUGAGAGCAUGCCGGGACCCAGUCUGGCUGAGCCGCCAGCUAUGGUGGAGGAGGAGGAGAUGGUGGAGAAGGUGAGCAAAGUGGCACAUAUGGAGGUGGAGCCAACGCCUUCUUUGGUGGUAGAGGAGAAGGUGGAGAAGGAGAAGGCUGUGGAGGUGCCAGUGCAUGUUCCAAUGCAAGGAGUGGAGAAGAAGGUAGCAAGGAAAGUCGGUGGAGGUGGAGAAGUGGGGAGGAGGCCAGGAAAGCCAGUGAAUUUGAUACAGAUAUUUGCUGAUCUUGAUGAUCAUUUCUUGAAAGCUUCUGAAAGUGCUCAUGAAGUUUCUAAGAUGUUGGAGGCUACUCGGUUGCAUUAUCACUCUAAUUUUGCUGAUAAUCGCGGACAUAUUGAUCACUCUAAAAGAGUGAUGCGUGUUAUUACAUGGAACCGGUCAUUUAAAGGACUGCCUGAUGUUGGUGAUGGUAAGGAUAAUUUUGAAGAAGAGGAGCAUUUAACUCAUGCUACGGUGUUGGAUAAGAUGCUAGCUUGGGAAAAGAAGCUUUAUGACGAAGUGAAGGCAGGUGAAAUUAUGAAAUUUGAAUACCAAAAGAAGGUUGCUUUGCUGAAUAGGCAGAAGAAAAGGGGUAGUAACUCUGAAUCAUUGGAGAAAUUAAAAGCAGCUGUAAGCCAUCUGCAUACAAGAUACAUUGUAGACAUGCAAUCGAUGGAUUCAACAGUUGCAGAGAUAAACCAUUUGCGUGAUGAACAAUUAUAUCCAAAACUUGUUCAGCUUGUUGAUGGGAUGGCUACGAUGUGGGAAACCAUGCAAUAUCACCAUGAUAACCAGUCAAAGAUUGUAUAUGCCCUGAGAUCUUUGGACAUUUCUCAGUCCCUCAAGGAAACCAGUGAAUAUCAUUAUGAUCGUACUUGUCAGCUGUGUGGUGUUGUGCGAGAUUGGCAUGCACAGUUUUGUAGACUUAUAGACUAUCAGAAAGAUUACAUAAAGGCACUCAACAAUUGGAUAAAGCUAAAUCUCAUUCCUAUAGAGAGCAAUUUGAAAGAGAAGGUUUCUUCUCCACCAAGGAUCCAGAAUCCCCCAAUUCAUGUGCUUCUCAUAGCUUGGCAUGAUCACUUGGACAAACUCCCAGAUGAGAUUGCAAGAAGUGCAAUAAGCAACUUUGCUGCUGUUGUCCAGACCAUUGUACAUCAUCAAGAAGAAGAGGUAAAGAUGAGGGAGAAGUGUGAGGCUACACGAAAGGAGCUUAGCCGUAGGAUUAGGCAACUUGAUGACUGGAAAAAUAAGCAUAAUGUAAGGGAUGAUGAACUGGAUCCAGAGGCGGAAGAAGAAAACCCUCACAGGAAUGCUAUGAUGGAGAGGCAGGGUGUCGUGGAUUUAUUGAAGAAGCAGUUAGAAGAGGAAGAGGAAGCAUGCCAAAAGCUUUCCCUGCAGGUGAGGGAGAAGUCUUUGGCGAGUCUCAAAACACGCUUGCCAGAGCUCUUUAGGGCAAUGUCUGAUAUUGCUCUAGCUUGUGCAGACAUGUACAGUAAUUUGAGGUCCAUAGCACACCACAACUCAUCACGAGAUUAAAUUUUACGCUUUUGUAUUUUUUUGGUUCUAUACCCUACAGAAUAAUAAAUCUCAGAAAUGAAAUUGCUUGUAUUAUUUGAUAUACAACUUGUAAUUUUGCUAUAAUCUUUAUAUGGAACCAGUCCCAGAAGCAUGUGUUUGUUUCGUCAAA
This is a messenger RNA of Ricinus communis (castor bean), 2542 nucleotides long. RefSeq names its product protein ROLLING AND ERECT LEAF 2. The record is from RefSeq and is a predicted model, not a curated record. The coding region runs from base 247 to 2391 and encodes 714 amino acids. NCBI's taxonomy places the organism in Eukaryota, Viridiplantae, Streptophyta, Magnoliopsida, Malpighiales, Euphorbiaceae. The transcript has 4 exons.